AAUUUGGUAGUGGGGGCUAUGGCGGAACGAAUUCUUAAGAGUGAGUGCAAAUAAGAAAUGUAAGAAGAGCCUGCUGGGGAGAGAAGAGAAGAGACUGUGAAAAAGAAAAGGAGCAGGCGAGCGAAGCUAGGUACUGGGCGUCCUCAAACGCCAUUGUAUUCUUCGUAAAGGGUUUUGAACUCCUUCGAGUUCUUCCAUUCAGAAAAAAAAAAAAAAAAGAAGAAGGGAAAAAAAAGGAGGUGGAGGAAGAGGAGGAAACCAUCUCAGCUUGUGGCUAUACUGAAAACAACAUUAUAAAAAAGUUACUGUUAAAGGAUGGAGGAGGCACCCUCUUGCUCAUCUAUUUUAGAUGCAGAAAUAGUGGGAAUAAGAUUUUCAUUGGCCAAUGGCCAAGAAAUUUGUAUUGCAGCUAUCAGUGACUGCCCUAUUACCCAUGCGAGUCAGCUGUCAAAUCCAUUUCUUGGUCUGCCAAUUGAAUUUGGAAAAUGUGAAUCAUGUGGUACUUCUGAACCUGGGAAGUGUGAAGGCCAUUUUGGAUAUAUUGAAUUACCAAUCCCCAUUUAUCAUCCCAAUCACAUUACUGAAUUGAAGAAGAUGCUAAGCUUGCUGUGUUUGAAGUGCUUAAAAAUGAAAAAAACCAAGUUUCCUUCAAAGAAUAUUGGUUUUGCAGAAAGAUUGUUAUCCUCAUGUUGUGAGGAUGCUUCACAAGUUACUAUUCGAGAGGCAAAAAAAGCAGAUGGUGCUAGUUACUUACAAUUAAAAGUACCAUCUAGGACUUCACUACAAGAAAGAUUUUGGGAUUUUUUAGAAAGAUAUGGUUUCCGUUAUGGUGAUAAUUUCACUCGGACUCUGCUCCCUUGCGAGGUGAAGGAAAUGCUGAAAAAAAUUCCCAAUGAGACCAGAAAAAAGCUUGCUGGUAGAGGUUAUUAUCCUCAGGAUGGAUAUAUCUUGCAGUAUUUACCAGUUCCUCCCAACUGUUUGUCCGUACCAGAAAUUUCUGAUGGUGUUACUGUCAUGUCUUCGGAUCCAGCUGUCUCAAUGCUGAAGAAAAUUCUUAAGCAAGUGGAAAUCAUCAAAGGUUCUAGGUCUGGCGCUCCAAAUUUUGAAUCGCAUGAAGUAGAAGCUAAUGACUUGCAAUUGGCUGUCGAUCAAUAUCUCCAAGUUAGGGGAACUGUUAAGGCAUCUCGUGGCAUAGAUGCACGAUUUGGUGUUAAUAAAGAGUUAAAUGAUCCUUCCACAAAAGCAUGGCUUGAGAAAAUGAGAACUUUGUUUAUUCGAAAGGGCUCUGGUUUCUCUUCUCGCAGUGUGAUUACUGGAGAUGCUUACAAACUAGUUAAUGAAAUUGGCGUGCCUUUUGAAGUUGCACAAAGGAUCACAUUCGAGGAGAGAGUUAGUGUGCAUAACAUAAGAUAUUUACAGGAACUGGUAGAUAAGAAGUUAUGUUUGACCUAUAGAGAUGGCUCUUCUGCCUAUUCACUUCGUGAAGGUUCAAUGGGCCAUACUUAUCUGAAACCUGGUCAAAUAGUUCACCGGCGGAUCAUGGAUGGAGACAUUGUUUUCAUUAACCGGCCUCCAACUACUCAUAAACAUUCUUUGCAAGCUCUGAGGGUGUAUCUGCACGAUGAUCAUGUAGUCAAGAUCAACCCUCUAAUUUGUGGACCCUUGAGUGCGGAUUUUGAUGGUGACUGUAUUCAUUUAUUUUAUCCUCAGUCCAUUGCAGCAAAAGCUGAGGUGUUGGGACUUUUCUCUGUGGAAAAACAGCUGCUCAGCUCUCACAGUGGGAAUUUGAAUUUGCAGUUGGCUAAUGAUUCAUUGUUGUCUCUCAAGAUGAUGUUCAGGAAAUAUUUCUUGGGCAAAGCUGCUGCACAGCAACUGGCCAUGUUUGUUUCUUCAUAUCUGCCACCUCCUGCCUUAUUGGGAGUUCGUUCUGGAAGUCUUCAUUGGACUGCUUUGCAGAUACUGCAAACUGUGUUGCCUGCAAGUUUUGACUGCCAUGGGGAUAGUUACUUGAUAAAGAAUAGCAAUUUUCUUAAAUUUGACUUUGACAGAGAUGCUAUGCCAUCAUUAAUUAAUGAAAUUUUGACGUCAAUUUUUUUUCAGAAGGGUCCUGAAGAGGUUCUGAAAUUUUUUGAUUCUUUACAGCCGUUAUUGAUGGAACAUAUAUUUUCAGAAGGUUUCAGCGUCGGCUUGGAUGAUUAUUCCAUGCCCAUGGCAUUUUUACAAGCUCUUCAAAAAAAUAUUCAAGUUUUAUCACCUUUGCUGUAUCAGUUAAGGUCAACAUUCAAUGAGCUGGUUGAGUUGCAGUUAGAGAAUCACCUCCGAUCGGUCAAAGUUCCAUUUACAAACUUUAUCUUAAAAUUAUCUUCAUUAGGGAAGUUAUUUGACUCUAAAAGUGAGUCUGCUAUUAAUAAAGUGGUUCAACAAAUUGGGUUUCUUGGAUUGCAGCUUUCUGACAAGGGAAGGUUUUAUUCCAAGUCAUUGAUUGAGGAUGUUGCCUCUUUGUUUCAUAACAGAUAUUCUUCUGAUAAAAUUGACUAUCCUUCUGCUGAAUUUGGUUUGGUCAAAGGCUGUUUUUUCCAUGGGUUGGAUCCGUAUGAGGAAAUGGUCCAUUCAAUUUCCACAAGAGAGGUAAUGGUUCGUUCAUCGAGAGGGCUUACUGAACCUGGAACUCUUUUCAAAAACUUGAUGGCCAUCCUUCGUGAUGUUGUCAUCUGUUACGAUGGUACUGUGAGGAACGUUUGUAGCAAUUCCAUCAUUCAACUUGAAUAUGGCAUGAAGGCUGGAAUGAUGCAGCCUUAUAGUUUAUUUCCUCCUGGUGAACCAGUUGGUGUUUUAGCAGCUACUGCCAUGUCGACUCCUGCUUAUAAGGCAGUUCUUGAUUCUACUCCUAGCAGCAAUUCAUCAUGGGAUAUGAUGAAGGAAAUUCUUCUUUGCAAGGUCAGUUUUAAGAAUGAACCUAUUGAUCGUCGGGUGAUAUUAUAUCUGAAUAAUUGUGCUUGUGGUAGAAAAUAUUGCAAUGAAAAUGCAGCGUAUGUGGUUAAAAGUCAUCUCAAGAAAGUCACCCUUAAAGAUGCGGCAAUGGAUUUCAUGAUUGAAUAUAACAGACAACCGACUCCCUCAGGGCUUGGUCCAGGGCUUGUUGGUCAUGUGCAUCUUAACAGGAUGCUCCUGAAAGAGUUGAAUAUAGACAUGACUGAGGUUUUACGAAGAUGCCAAGAAACUAUGAGUUCUUUCAAGAAGAAGAAGAAGAAAAUUGCUCAUGCUUUACGAUUCUCCAUCAGUGAACACUGCGCUUUCCAUCAAUGGAAUGGAGAAGAGAGUAUUGAUAUGCCGUGUUUAAUAUUCUGGCACCAGACAAGAGAUGUUCAUUUGGAGAGAACUGCACACAUCCUUGCUGACAUAGUCUUUCCCCUGCUUUCAGAAACAAUCAUCAAAGGUGACCCUCGGAUCAAGUCUGCAAGUGUGAUCUGGAUUAGUCCAGAUUCAACAAGCUGGCAAAAAAAUCCUUCCAGGUGGCAGGACGGUGAACUAGCCUUGGAUGUCUGUCUUGAAAAAUCGGCAGUGAAACAAAAUGGUGAUGCAUGGAGGAAUGUGCUGGACUGUUGCCUACCUGUUCUUCAUUUGAUUGAUACCAGACGAUCUGUUCCUUAUGCGAUUAAACAAGUUCAGGAACUGCUUGGCAUUUCAUGUGCUUUUGAUCAGAUGAUCCAGCGGCUUUCAAAGUCAGUGUCAAUGGUUUCAAAAGGAGUUCUUGGAGAUCAUCUCAUUUUGCUGGCGAACAGUAUGACAUGCACGGGAAAUAUGAUUGGCUUCAAUUCAGGUGGAUAUAAAGCAUUAUCUCGGGCACUGAAUAUCCAAGUACCAUUUACAGAAGCCACUUUGUUUACGCCAAGAAAAUGUUUUGAGAAAGCUGCUGAGAAAUGUCACAAGGAUUCUUUAUCAAGCAUAGUGGCUUCCUGUUCUUGGGGUAAACACGUUGCUGUCGGUACAGGAUCAAGGUUUGACAUCCUCUGGGACCAAAAAGAGUUAGGAUGCAAACAAGAUGAUGUUGUGGAUGUUUAUAACUUUUUACACAUGGUGAGAAGUGGUAAAUCAGAAGAGCCAACGUCUGCAUGCCUAGGUGAAGAGAUUGAGGAUAUAAUGGUAGAAGAUGAAUACGGUGAGUUGACUUUGUCUCCAGAGCCUUUCUCUACUUCUGAGAAGCCAGUUUUUGAAGACAGUGCUGAAUUUGAACACUGUUUGGAUAAUUAUCCUGGAGAAUCAAAGUGGGAGAAGGCUCCAUCACUUGGGGCAGUUUCCACUGGUGGUGGGCAGUGGGAAAGUAAUGAAAAUGGGAAAGCUACUAACUCGUCUGAUGGCAAUGACUGGUCUGGUUGGGGGAGAAAAGCUGAACCUGAUGUGACUGUUACAAAUGCCCAAGAGAAUACUUCAAACUCUGCUUGGGAUACUACGUCAAGUUGGGGAAAUAAAGCUACUAAUAGUUCAAACGACAAUGACUGGUCAAACUGUAGUACAAAAGAAGUUGAACGAGAUUCCUUUACUUCCAUGGAGAAGACUCCAAAAUCUGGAGGUUGGGAUUCUGCAUCUACGUGGGGGACAAAAACAAAAGAUGAUAGCUUUAAACGUGAAACAGCGCCUAAAAAAUCAAGUCAGUGGUCUGGUUUGCAGAAGGAUAAAGCUGAAACACAAGAUGCCUUCCAUAAAAAGGCUGAGAUGGCCUCUAAAUCUGGUGGAUGGGAAGAUAAGGCUUGGUCAAGAGGAACUUCUAAAACGGAAGAUAAUUGGUCUAGUCAGGUGAAGGAUAAAGCUGAAUCAUUCCAGGUUCAAGUGCAAGAAGUUUCUUCCAAAACCAACGGUUGGGGUUCUACAGGGGGUUGGACAAAGAAUUCUGGAGGUGAUCAUCAAUCUGAAGCAGGAUGGAAUGAUGGCCAGGCAUCAAUGGACCGAGAGAAGGUUUCUGAUAGAUGGGAUAGGAAGGCCACCCAAAAGUUGGAGAGCCAUCAGACAUCUAGUUGGGGUUCUCCAACUGUUGGUGACUCCAAGGAUAGCUUUCCAUCCAAAGCCGUGGACCAUAGUGAUUCAGUUGUCAAUCAUUCUUGGGAUCGACAGAAAUCACCAGAGGCUUCCCAGGGGUUUGGCAACGAUGCCUGGGGGCAGCAGAAAUCACGGGAUGUUAUAAAACCUUCACUUGCUAACAAUGAAUCAAAUCUAAGUGGCUGGGGCUCCCAAAUUGAGUCAAAUGAGGGAUCAGAUCAUGGGUUUGAUCAAGUUACCAAUGAGCAAAAAUCUUCUGAUACACGAGGCUGGGACUCUCAGGAGAAGACGGAUAAGCCAUGGGACAAACAGAAAUCUUUGGAGGCUUCACAAAGUUGGGGAUCCCAAAAUGACUCACUGGGUUCAUGGGGGCAACCCCAGAGGGCAUCUGAAGAAUGUAGUCGGGAAUCUCAGGAUGAUUCAAGUACACAGUUUAGUCAACUGAAACCUCCAGAAACUUCAUUAGGUUGGGAACAACAAAAAUCACCAGAAGUUUCUCAUGGUUGGGGUUCGAAUAAAGAGUCGAGCGAACAGACGAGUUCACAUGGAUGGGAUAAGAAGAACCAAGGGUCAAAAGGUUGGGGCGGAAAUGCUGGGGAGUGGAAAAAUAGGAAGAACCGUCCUCCGAAAUCUCCUGGAAUGUCGAAUGAUGAUGCUAAUUUACGUGCAUUAUAUACUGCAUCUGGACAACGGUUGGAUAUGUUUACCUCUGAAGAACAAGAUAUUCUUGCAGAUAUUGAACCCAUAAUGCAAUCUAUCAGAAAAGUUAUGCAUCAAUCUGGGUACAAUGAUGGGGAUCCUCUAUCUGCUGAAGAUCAAUCCUUUGUACUUCAAAGUGUAUUCAACUUCCAUCCUGACAAAGCUGCAAAAAUGGGCGCUGGAAUUGACCACUUCAUGGUUAGUCGGCACAGCAGUUUUCAGGAAAGCAGGUGUUUUUAUGUUGUGACAACCGACGGCCAUAAAGAGGAUUUUUCAUAUCGUAAAUGCCUUGAUAAUUUCAUCAAAGGAAAGUAUCCUGACCUGGCUGAAAUGUUUGUCGCCAAGUACUUUAGGAAACCUCGUCCAAAUAGAAACCGAGACCGUAACCCCGCAUCUGAGGAAAACGAGAAUAAGAGCAUAGGUGGAGAGCUGACUCCGAUUCCAGAAGAAGCUCAAAAUGGCAGUCAACAAUAGUGAUGGUAUCUUGGCUUUUGAAUAGCUCACAACUCCUCUUCUAUAAUACCAGAGGUAAAACAAAUGAUCACACUGUCUGCUAUUUUUAUUGUACAUAGGAGGCAGAUGGUUUUGCACGUGUGGUGUCAACAAGAGCAAGAAAUUUCCAGCUUUUUAGCAAGCUUCAGGUCUUCUUUCCCCAUAUAUAUAAAAAGCAGUUCUCUGUUCAUUGGUGUUUGACUUGUUCUGUUGCAUUAGAAGUUGAUUAGGCUGUCUUUUUAUCAUCUUGUUCUACAAAAAAAGGUCAGUUCAUUACUAAUUCUCUUAGGCUCUCCCAAUCCCAACUUCUCCUAAAGCCUUAAGAAUUUGACUUAGCAAUUGAAAACGACACAACUAUUGUACUUGCUAUACUUGCUGGUUGUUGCAAACCUUGCCUCCUAUGAAAAGGUUGUUUGUGUAUGUUGAAGAUUCAAUGAUUCCGACUCCCAACAACAGUUGCCAUCUGUAUUGAUAGUGGAAGCCCCACUUGAUUUGAUGUACAUAGCCUCAAAACAAGAUUUUUCUGUUCAAUUUCAAUAGUUAGAGUGAUUUUGAAAUGGAUGCACCGACCAAUAUCUAUACAAUUUGGUUUUUCCCCCUUAGUUUUAA
Cucumis sativus (cucumber) is the source of this 6834-nucleotide messenger RNA. RefSeq names its product DNA-directed RNA polymerase V subunit 1. Gene Ontology annotation, cellular component: RNA polymerase II, core complex. The transcript has 20 exons. Gene Ontology annotation, biological process: DNA-templated transcription. Lineage: Eukaryota; Viridiplantae; Streptophyta; Magnoliopsida; Cucurbitales; Cucurbitaceae. The coding region runs from base 316 to 6207 and encodes 1963 amino acids. The record is from RefSeq and is a predicted model, not a curated record. Gene Ontology annotation, molecular function: DNA binding.